AGCGCCUGUCGAGUCCCCUCGACGCUAGGUUCAGAGAGCGUUACUGGGACCACCGGCUCAGACCAGAGGCAGACGCGUGGUCGAGCGGAAGCUGGUGGCACCGAAAGCGGCGGCCGGAGUCCGAGCUCCAAAGGCGGGAAGUACCCGGGAUCGGGGAAGCCCCGGGAGCAGCGCGGCGUCGCCUCCUUCACCCAAGGGGCCGCGGCGACGGUCACGGGGCGCGGCGCCAGAGCGCGCGACCCAGGCUGGGAUUCCAAACAGGCGGCCCAGGCUCCUCCUCCAUUCGGGCCGCCUCACCUGCGGGCAACGCUGCGCCGCCUCCGCCCGUAUAGACAGCACCUGCGUCGCCCGGCUCACCGGUCUCCGCCCCUCGACCGCCGGCGCCAGGCCCGGGCGGCGCACUUGGACUCGGGGCUGCGGGAGCCAAGGCUCUUGGGGUGCGGCGUCUUUGCCACCGCCCGGGGAGGGUGCAGGUGGAGCGGGCGCGGCUGCGUGGAACCCGGCGCCGGCCGCCUAAGCCGCAGUCGUCCCGGUCGCCGCCGGGUCCCGGGGACCGGGCUGUCCGCGCCCGCGCCCGGGGAGAAGCCGCCGCCAGCCGGGCACCAUGAACAGCAGCAGCGCCAACAUCACCUACGCCAGUCGCAAGCGGCGGAAGCCGGUGCAGAAAACUGUCAAGCCAGUCCCAGCUGAAGGAAUCAAGUCGAAUCCUUCAAAGCGGCAUAGAGACCGACUUAAUACGGAAUUGGACCGUUUGGCCAGCCUGCUGCCUUUUCCACAAGAUGUUGUUAAUAAGCUGGACAAACUUUCAGUUCUUAGGCUCAGUGUCAGUUAUCUAAGAGCCAAGAGCUUCUUUGAUGUUGCAUUAAAGUCCACCCCAGCUGACAGAAAUGGAGUCCAGGACAACUGUAGAACAAAAUUCAGAGAAGGCCUGAACUUGCAGGAAGGAGAAUUCUUACUGCAGGCACUGAAUGGCUUUGUACUGGUUGUCACUACAGAUGCUUUGGUCUUUUAUGCUUCUUCUACUAUACAAGAUUACCUGGGGUUUCAGCAGUCUGAUGUCAUCCAUCAGAGUGUGUAUGAACUGAUCCAUACUGAAGACCGAGCUGAAUUUCAGCGCCAGCUGCACUGGGCGUUAAACCCUUCACAGUGUCCAGACUCUGGACAAAAAAUGGAUGAAGCUAAUGGCCUCUCACAGCCAGCAGUCUAUUAUAACCCAGACCAGGUUCCUCCAGAGAACUCUUCGUCUAUGGAAAGGUGCUUCGUUUGCCGACUAAGGUGUCUGUUGGAUAAUUCAUCUGGUUUUCUGGCAAUGAAUUUCCAAGGGAGGUUGAAGUAUCUUCACGGACAGAACAAGAAAGGGAAAGAUGGAUCAAUACUUCCACCGCAGUUGGCUUUGUUUGCAAUAGCUACUCCACUGCAGCCACCAUCCAUACUUGAAAUCCGAACCAAAAAUUUCAUCUUUAGAACCAAACACAAGUUAGACUUUACACCUACUGGUUGUGAUGCCAAAGGAAGAAUUGUUUUAGGCUAUACUGAAGCAGAGCUAUGCAUGAGAGGAUCAGGAUAUCAGUUUAUUCAUGCUGCUGAUAUGCUUUACUGUGCUGAGUACCAUAUCCGGAUGAUUAAGACUGGAGAGAGUGGCAUGAUAGUGUUCAGGCUUCUUACGAAAGACAAUCGAUGGACUUGGGUGCAGUCGAAUGCACGCUUAGUUUAUAAGAAUGGAAGACCAGAUUAUAUCAUUGCAACUCAGAGACCUCUAACAGAUGAAGAAGGAACAGAGCAUUUACGAAAACGAAAUCUGAAGUUGCCUUUUAUGUUUACCACUGGAGAAGCUGUUUUAUAUGAGGUAACCAACCCUUUUCCUCCCAUAAUGGAUCCCUUACCAAUAAGGACUAAAAAUGGUGCUGGUGGAAAAGAUUCUGCUACCAAGUCAACUCUAAGUAAGGAUUCCCUCAAUCCCAGUUCCCUCCUGAAUGCCAUGAUGCAACAAGAUGAAUCUAUUUAUCUCUAUCCUGCUUCAAGUAGUACACCUUUUGAAAGAAACUUUUUCAAUGACUCUCAGAAUGAGUGCAGUAAUUGGCAAAACAAUGUCGCACCAAUGGGAAGUGACAAUAUCCUGAAACACGAGCAGAUUGGCCAGUCUCAGGAAAUGAACCCAACCCUCUCUGGAGAUCACGCAGGGCUCUUUCCAGAUAAUAGAAAUAGUGACUUGUACAGCAUUAUGAAACACCUAGGCAUCGAUUUUGAAGAUAUCAAACACAUGCAACAGAAUGAGGAAUUUUUCAGAACUGACUUUUCUGGUGAAGAAGACUUCAGAGAUAUUGACUUAACAGAUGAAAUUCUGACCUACGUCGAAGACUCUUUAAAUAAGUCGGCCUUGGGGUGUUCAGGUUACCAUCAGCAACAGUCCAUGGCUCUGAACCCAAGCUGCAUGGUACAGGAGCACCUCCAGUUAGAACAGCAAGAGCAGCUACAGCAGCAUCAGAAGCACAGAGCAGUGGAGCAGCAGCAACAGCUGUGUCAGAAAAUGCAGCAUAUGCAAGUUAAUGGCACGUUCGCAAACUGGAACUCGAACCAAUCCGUGCCUUUUAAUUGUCCUCAGCAAGACUUACACCAGUACAAUGUCUUUUCAGACGUACCUGUACCUGGGACCAGUCAAGAGUUGCCCUACAAAUCUGAGAUUGAUACUAUGCCUUACGCACAGAACUUUAUUCCCUGUGGUCAGUCUGUGUUGCCGCCACAUUCUAAGGGUACACAGUUAGACUUCCCCAUCGGGGAUUUUGAACCAGCCCCAUACCCUACAACUUCUUCUAAUUUAGAAGACUUUGUCACAUGUUUACAAGUUCCUCAAAGCCAAAGGCACGGACUCAAUCCACAGUCAGCCAUAGUAACUCCUCAGACAUGUUACGCCGGGGCUGUGUCAAUGUACCAGUGCCAGCCGGAAGCUCAGCACAGCCAUGUGGCUCAGAUGCAGUACAACCCAACAAUGCCAGGCCCGCAGGCAUUUUUAAACAAGUUUCAGAACGGAGGAGUCUUAAAUGAAACCUAUCCAGCUGAAUUAAACAGCAUAAAUAACACUCAGCCUACCACCCAUCUUCACCCGUCAGAAGCCAGACCUUUCUCUGACUUGACAUCCAGUGGAUUCCUGUAAUUCCAAGCCCACUUUUCAUCUUGGUUUUUUGAUUAAAUUCGUUUGUGAAACAUUAUUAGGGAGUAAUAAAACUGUCAUUGUUGGAUGUUAGCAAGUUCACGUGGAGGCACUGAUAUAUGUAGUUCUCACUGUUUUUCCAAACCAAAUUUUAAUGGUUUUAUAAGAGGAGUUAAUUACAUAUAUUACCAUCAUUAAAAUAGAAAGUAUGCUGCCACAGAGGAGUGAAAUAAUCUACACUUUAUAGUAUUCUGAGAUACCACAGAAUAUACAAAACUUAUUCAGGGGGACAUUAUGACACUUUUAAAUAAGAACUUUUUCUCUGUUGGAAUUAUUUCUGUCAGAAUAAAAUGAAAUACUUCGAGUUUUGAACUUCAACAUUCUUAUUAGUGUACCAAAUAUGAACUAUUUUCUUUUAUUUGUAGCUUCUGCUUUCAUCUCAGAUGUUAAAAUGAGUGGUUCGGUGCUUUUAUAAAAAGAUAAUCUCAGUGCUCUCCUCCUUCCUUGGUAAUGUAAGUGCCUCACAAUUUUUUCUACCUAUAACACUGUAUGAGUAUGUUUUAUAUAAAAUAUACUUUCUCUUUUUAAAAUUAAUAACAUUCUGCACACAAAUAUUAUCAGUGUUUCUUAAAUUCAGUCGUUUUUAUUAAUCCAGGCAUGUUUUAACUGCGCUACUCACCCACUUUCUUCAGGUAAAGGGCAAAAAAUGGUUGAAAAGUUAAUUAUUUAAUCUCGUCGUUUCCAGACUUUAAUGUUGCCGUGUGCCUUAUGUUGAAAAAUUUUGAAAGGGAAGAUGUCUUUCCAAAUUAUUUUUUAAUUAUCAUAUAAAUAAGACAGCAGCACUAAAAUUUCAGCAGUUUUCAGAAGUAAGAGAUAUACCACCAUUUAGCUUUACUAAAAUCUCCACCUUAAUAGUUGAAUGUUGCAGUGUAAAGAAUCUGCUGUUAAAUGCUACAGCAUUUAACUUAAAAUGAAGAGAAGCAGCUUUACUUUUAGCUCUUUAAUAAGUAAAGCACCCAUUUCAAUAUGUAUAAAUUCUUUAAAAACUGUUGUAGAUCUGUGAUCCUUUAAGAUGUUGGAAUAUGUUCACUAUAAAUUUCACUUCUUAGUAUAGUGGAAACUGUUUUUCUCAUAUUUGAGGAGUGUUAAGAUUGAAUAUAGCAAUGUUUGGUGCAAAGUAUUGGUAUGAGUGAAAAGAAUGGUGCAUUGUAUAGUUUAUAAUGAACAAAAUUAUUUGUAAAAUAUUUUCUUUCAUUUAAAAAUAGUGCAUACCUUAUAUAUGCACGUAAAUAAUUUGUUUGGGUCUUAACAUAUUUUAUCAGUGUGUCUUUUUAAGAUAGCAAAUAAUGAAUCCAACUUCUUUCAAAAGUUGGUAUUAAGAAAAAGACAAUCAUGCAGUUCUCUUAACUUCAAGUAUUAGGUUGUUUCUGAUAUGAUGACCUCUAUUAUCAAUAAGGCAAAUUAAUCAGGCUAUUAAUUUAACCAUCCUCAGGUAACUUAAAAGUGCCACCAUCUGCCUUUCUUUUAUUUAAAUAUGACAUCUGGAAAGGCACAGACACAUUUUGCACGUAUUAUAUAAAAACGUGAUGGAAUCCCACACUGAAAUGUAGUAUUAAAAUACAUGUUUUUGUUAUGUUUUUUAGUAAAUUAAUGUAUAUGAAAGUGACUUCAGACAAAAUAUCUACAUCAGUUUUAUGCAUUUUCAGACAAAAUUUUGAACCUGUAGAAUCAGUUUAAGAGUUGAAAAUAAUAAAUUUGUCUAAAACAUUUCAUAAUUUGUUUCCAGCAUGAGGUAUCACUAAAGAUUUAGACCAGUGAUCCAGAUUAAUAUUCCAUUUUCACAUUUAAACCUUUCAUUAAAAGUCUUCAUAUAAACCAUUUUUGUUAGUCUCUUCCACAUGUUACUGAAUGGUUUAGUGGGGGAAAAAAUAGGCUUUUUAAAUUGUGAAUAUAAUGACAAUCAAGUAUACACUUAUAAAAUUUAAAAAACUUAAAGCAAUAUCGUAUAUUUUUAUCUAUAAAAGUAACUAAAAUUUAUCUAAGAAUAGUAAAAUCACAUUAAACCAAAUACACCUUUGUCUGUACUGCUAAGUGCCAAACAAAGGAAGAAUGGCUUGUGUACUGCUGUAUUGAGGGAUUUAUUUUUAGAUGAUGUGCACUUCUGAGGAUGUGAUGUGCCUCAUUUGAUCUUUUUCCUAUGCCAGGUUGUUCCUACAGUACCUGAAGAUUUACCAGUGUUCCAAUGUAUUAUAUAGCUUUCAAUCAUUGCUAUGCUCAAACUAGUGUUUUUCAGUAUUACUAAAUUUGAGGUAAAUGUUUUCAUGGGUAUUCUCUCCUUCAAGAUGUUAAUGCUUACAUGUGCCAUGAAUACAUUUUUGUUUAAAAUAUGAUUUGUAAUAAAUAUCCUUCAUUAUCAAAAAAUUGUACACAAUAAUAUAUAUGGUAAUAAAAUAAUCACCAGGUAUGAAUAAUAUGUUUUAAGGCAAAUUCUUCUUUCUGGUCCACAUAAAGGAAGUGAGUACUUAAAGUAUAGUGUUAUAUUAGAUGAAAGCAGUCUUCAAUAUUUAAGGAUAGGUUAAGUCAAUAAUUCAUAUUUAAGGAUAGGUUAAGUCAAUAAUUCAUAAACUUCUUAUAAAGUUCUGCCCCUGGAUAUUUUGGCCUUGACAGGAAUAUAAAAAAAAAAA
Aethalodelphis obliquidens (Pacific white-sided dolphin) is the source of this 5832-nucleotide messenger RNA. It is a transcript of the gene AHR, whose product is annotated as aryl hydrocarbon receptor. The record is from RefSeq and is a predicted model, not a curated record. Bases 605 to 3151 code for a protein of 848 amino acids. Gene Ontology annotation, cellular component: nucleus; aryl hydrocarbon receptor complex. Lineage: Eukaryota; Metazoa; Chordata; Mammalia; Artiodactyla; Delphinidae. Gene Ontology annotation, biological process: regulation of transcription by RNA polymerase II; response to xenobiotic stimulus; xenobiotic metabolic process. Gene Ontology annotation, molecular function: nuclear receptor activity; protein dimerization activity; transcription cis-regulatory region binding. The transcript has 11 exons.